ACCAACACAAGGAAAGGCGGAUAAUGAAUGAUUUGACAGCCUAUGGCUACCGAGCCUAAAUUGGAGAAAAGGGGGGGCGGACAAAUUCACUCAACGCAGAAGAUAUUGUCCAUUUCUCUGCAAAAAUGGAACGUGUCUAUAAAGAUCUUGUUUCUAGGGUCUCUGAAAUAUACAAAUUCCAGAAGAAUGACAAAUGCGCUUCAAACCGUGUUAUUAUCGCUCUCAGCGGCCCUCCAGGCUCAGGAAAGUCCACAAUCGCAAAAGCCGUGGCUAGACGUCUCAAUUCGCAAACCGCAAAGCCCCUCGCUACCACACUCCCGAUGGACGGCUUCCACCAUCCAAAGGCAUUUCUGAAUUCACUACCAAAUCGCGAAGAGGCAUAUGCAUGCCGCGGUGCACACUGGACCUUCGACGCAGCGGGGGUACUGCAAUUGGUCAAAAUCCUCCAUCUCGGCAAGACGGACGUACAAAAAGAAACCUUUUACGCGCCGCAAUUUGACCAUGCAGUAGGGGACCCUAUUGAAAACGGUAUCUGUGUGUCCCCGGACAUCUCGAUUAUAAUUCUCGAAGGCAACUACUUGGUCUGUGACAUCGCCCCGUGGUCCGAGAUUGUUAAUUAUGUGGAUGACACUUGGUUCGUGGAUGUUGACAUGGAAAUCGCCAAACAGCGUGUUGCUAGGCGACACCUUGUAAGCAGCAUUGAGAGUACGUGGGAGGAUGCCGUUCGACGAGCCGAGAAUAAUGAUCUUCCCGACGGUUUGGAUAUACGGACGCACUUGAUCAAGCCGGCUGUGGUUGUCCAAAGUGUCGAUGGUUCGAAGAGUCAAGAGGAUUGAAUCCACUGUCGCUGGGUACUGUAUACAUUUGGUGGGAGGAUUGGGGGAGGAAUGGUAUCCAAAAUGAAACAUCUUAUCGUUGUCUUUAAACUUGAUGUGUAUCUAUGAAGACAAUUUUUGUCACGUUCGAUAUAUAUGUGCUUAAAUUGGGCUGUAAAUGACAAGAGCCAUUCUCUCUCCAUUUAUAUCAAUUAGGGCAAUACACAACUACCUUUGACAAGAAAGU
Aspergillus glaucus CBS 516.65 is the source of this 1062-nucleotide messenger RNA. RefSeq names its product phosphoribulokinase/uridine kinase family protein. Gene Ontology annotation, molecular function: kinase activity; ATP binding. Gene Ontology annotation, cellular component: cytoplasm. The transcript has a single exon. NCBI's taxonomy places the organism in Eukaryota, Fungi, Ascomycota, Eurotiomycetes, Eurotiales, Aspergillaceae. The record is from RefSeq and is a predicted model, not a curated record. Bases 126 to 836 code for a protein of 236 amino acids.